Molecule: messenger RNA, 1364 nt
Organism: Pogoniulus pusillus (Red-fronted tinkerbird)
Lineage: Eukaryota; Metazoa; Chordata; Aves; Piciformes; Lybiidae
Gene: KTI12
Product: KTI12 chromatin associated homolog
Exons: 1
Coding region: 50-772 (240 amino acids)
Biological process (GO): tRNA wobble uridine modification
Source: RefSeq, a predicted model, not a curated record
UCAUGUCCGUCCGGGUCGGAAUGGCGGCAGAGCGGGGGGAGGGAGGAGCAUGCCGCUGGUGGUGCUAUGCGGGCGGCCGGGCAGCGGGAAAAGCCGGCGGGCCGCGGAGCUGCGGACGGCUCUGGGCGGGCCGGAGAGGCAGGCGCACGUCGUGGCCGAGGCGGAGGGUGGCCGGGCGGCGCUGCGGGCCGAGGUGGAGCGGUUGCUGAGCCGGCGGGACGUGGUGAUCGUAGACGCGGGUAACGAGCUACGGAGCAUCCGCUACGAGCUGUACUGCGCGGCGCGGCAGGCGGGCACGGCGCGCUGCCUCCUGCACUGCGCGGGCGGCACGGGCCGCCCCGACGAGCCGCCCUUCGAAGCUCCCGACCCGGGCAACCGCUGGGACCGGCCGCUCUUCACGGUGCACGGCGAGGAGCCGCUGCCGCUGGCCGACAUCCGCGCCGCCCUCUUCGAGACUGCGCCGCCGCCGCCGCACCGCGCCACCCGCACCCAGCCCCUGCAGUCGUGCAGCUUCCUCCACCACCUCGAUCGCGUCACCCAGGAGGUGCUGGCCGCCGUCAUGGCCGCCCAGAGGAGCGGGGCGCAGCCUGGGGAGGUGGUCCGCGUCCCCGGCGUAGCCGAAGGGCUGGUGCUGCACCGUCCCGUGAGCAUGGCCGAGCUGAGCCGUCUGCGGAGGCAGUUCAUCAGCUACACCAAGAUGCAGCCCAGUGACGAAAAUUUGCCCCAGCUGGCCAGCAUGUUCCUGCAGUACCUGAGCCGCAGCAUCCAGUGAACCCUGUCACCUGUGCUACAAACAGCAGCGGCCGUGAUACGGACCCAAAGAACUUGUAAUAGGAAGAACACACUUUCCAGCCACGCAUCUGACAGACCUCGGGCCUAGCAUAUCACAUGUGGCAACAGCAGCUCUGGGAGGACGGAUGCCAUGUCUUUGCAGCAGCUGAGCAAGCUGUAUUGCUAAGAGGAUCUACUGGGAUACUGUUCCCCCACCCCUGCAUCCUCCCCACUUGCGUCCUUUGAAAAGAACAGCUACUGUUGUGUCCCCAGGCAAGCAAAGUCUCCUGUGGAGACAAAAACUCCAGUAAGCAAGUAGUGUCUAAGGAGAAAAACCCCAAAGGAAAACCUUUCCCUUCCACGUUGGUGUGUGUAUGUCUUGAAUAAGAAGGUUUUUCUUCCAAAAUUGUCUCCAGAUGAUGCCAAGCUGCAGAAGAAACUGCAGGUCCAGAACUGUAUUUUUAGGGUGUGACUAUCAUAAAACCCUGCUAAACACAAGAAGUAGAUUGGCAGUCCCUGCACAAACAGAAGGGUGUUGGCUUGACAAGCUCAAAGCUCUGUUUCAGGAUUAAAAAUAAAAUAUGUGCCUUAAA